This is a messenger RNA of Cercospora beticola, 774 nucleotides long. RefSeq lists its product as uncharacterized. NCBI's taxonomy places the organism in Eukaryota, Fungi, Ascomycota, Dothideomycetes, Mycosphaerellales, Mycosphaerellaceae. The record is from RefSeq and is a predicted model, not a curated record.
AUGCAGUUCCUCACCUCCACACUCUGCAUCAUAAGCAGUCUGUCACUCCUAGCAGCUGCACAGCCAAUCGUCCAGCAGCCAGCCACGUCCGCCAUGACCACGGCCGCAUCCUCGGCCUCUACCAUCCAACGCCCUAUCGUCAAAUCCACGCUCCAAACCUCCGCACUACCCAACACGGCCAUCUCUGGGGACACCCUCGCACAACUCUCCGACUCCAACAUCCAAGCCCAGGGAAAAUGCGGCCCAGUCUGCACUCGUUUCUCACCCAGUGGGACGUGCUUGGAAAUGAUCGAUGGUUGCUCUCACGGCCAUGUGGACGCGCACAAACCUCACCACUCCGGUCUCUCGAAACUCAACCCCAAAGACCGCAUUCUAGCAAUCCUCGCCGGCGGUGUCACAGCUGGAAUGGUCGAUUGGAGAUUAGGUGUUUUGAUGCUCUUCGCUGCGGGUCUGCCUGAGAGAGUUGUGUGGGGUGUGCAGGCUGCGCCGGUUGGUGGGAAAGGUCUUGUUGAGGCUACGACUACGACGGUGACGGGAGAGGAGAGUCAGACUGGAAUUGAGGCUGAUGAACCGGACUGCAGACUUGUUUGUACUUUUACGGAUCCGAGACAUAUUUGUCAGAAGUAUGUUUGUGAUUGUAGUGGGAAUUGGAAGAGGGGUGAGGGUGAGGAUCAGGUGAUGGGAACGAGGACUGGGGUUGCGGGGUUUGAGAAGAGGCAGUGGGUGAAGUGUACGCCUACGCCGACGCCAGUGCCAUCGCCGACGGCGGUUUGA